AUGCCAUCCAUUCAUCCAUCUUUCUUCUUUCCACUCUGUUGGUUGCCUUCUCCUGUCCACGAUCAUUAUUUUAAUACUUCUCAUGAAUGUAAAUCAAGUGCAAGAAUUCAACUUCAUCAAUUGUAUUGUUCUCAAUUGAAUGAAUUGAGGGAAUUAAAACAAAAAGCGCAGAAAGUACUUGAUUAUUGUGACGAUGAUUCCGAUGUAGUGAUGAAAGAUCAAGCAAGCACUGGUAAUUCAAAUCAAAUGUCAUCGACUACUGGUCAAGGACUUGCUAGAAAUUUAGGUGUAAAUUCAAUACACGAGAGAAAACAACCUUCUUUCAAUGAUGAGGAUUUUGUUUCUCUCCAGGAAUUCCUUAACAAAUCUAAUAAUGAAAUGACUUGGGAAGAAAUUCAGAAAAUGAAACAAUCAGAAUCAAUUUCUGUUAAUAUACUUUCGAAUCAAAGUGGUGGUGCAACAAAUGGAAGUAGACAUAACCAUCAUGGUGGACAUGUGGCUCAAGAGAGAUCGACAGCACAUCAAAAUCACCACCAUGGUCACCAUCACCACAACAAGUCACACACUUUACCUUCAACAGAUUGGGUUCAGAAUGUGAAAAUUAUCGAAAAGGAAAUGAAAUGGGCUGCCAGAUAUCAACCUCAUCGAAUUCCAAUGGAAAGAGGUAAUUGGCUCAAGUUAGAUACUCUUCUCUUGAGAGAAAGAGAGGAAAAUACUCAAUUGGUUCAAAAUCAAUCUUCCAAAUCUUCAACUUCCUCACAAGAUUUUGAGAAUGGAAAACGUGGUCAGCUGGAAACCUCUCCAGAAACAUGCACAGGUUUUAAGAAGAAUUUCCAAAUGGCUUUAAGAUUAAUUGAGAGUGAGAAUGAGUUGGCUGUCGAUCAAUUCGAUUUGGUAGUUCAACUCUGUACCAAGAUGAUCUAUUCUGUUGUAACUCAAUCUCCAUUGUGUUGUUCAAAGUGGGAAUUGGAGAAUGAGCUCAAUUCAGUUUCGAAUGGAACAGAAAAGAAGUGCGCCAAUAACAACUUGUCUCCUCACAUGUUGGGCAGAAUUCACAAGACCAUUCUCCGUAAAUCUGAAGAAAUCUAUUGGAGAAAGUUCAUUGAAAUUAUCUUCCUCAAAUUGAUUGUAGAUCCAAAGUGUAUUGUUGUUGGCUUGUCAUAUUUCGAAAAGGUUAUUUCAUUGUUGGAGAAUGAACGAGUUUCUUCUCCACUUUUGAAAGGUCAGCACGAUGGAUCCAAUAAGGAUCAUUCAUUAAGGAAUUCCUUCAAUAGGAAUGAAUUGAAAACAAUCAUGUGUAUUUGUGUCAUGUUGUCCAGUAAAAUGUAUGAUGAGGACAAUUAUUGGAAGAGCAAGACUUAUUUCAAAUUAUUCAGUAGUCUUUGUAGAAAGAGAGAAGAUCACAAGAGAAUUACAUUCAAAGAAUUCAAUCAAUUAGAAGUUGAAAUCCUCAAUGUGCUCCAGUUUGAUCUCACUCUCGAUAUGGAUGCUUUUGGAAGAAGAAUUGUACAAAGAUUCCUCAAAGUCCACUUUGAUGAAGAAAGUGCUCUCCUAAUGAUCUAA
This is a messenger RNA of Naegleria gruberi, 1563 nucleotides long. RefSeq lists its product as uncharacterized. Bases 1 to 1563 code for a protein of 520 amino acids. The transcript has a single exon. Lineage: Eukaryota; Heterolobosea; Eutetramitea; Acrasida; Naegleriidae. The record is from RefSeq and is a predicted model, not a curated record.